AUGUGUUCCAUUCCCGGGCUACCAACACCAGGAUCUGAAGUAACUGUCAAUAUCAAGAGGGUCAAUCUGAACCCAAAAUGUGACUUUUUGGAGCUUUGGGUCAACAUUGACAUCACCAGGAACCAUGCCUACGAGCAGAUGAAGGAGCAAAUACAGUGUCCCAAAAGGAAGUUUUUUGGCCCUGAAGCAAAACCGGGGGAUCUGUGUUUGGUUUGUGUCGAGGACAAGUGGCACAGGGCUCGUGUCAAGUCAGUCCAAAGUGACACGUACGAGGUUUUCCUUAUCGACCAAGGACAGCCCAACAUUAGCUGUUGGGAUGCGCUUGCAUGGGGCCAUUCUGAGAACUUUUUCCUUCCUCCUGAACUCGAAUCUUGCAUCCUUGCCAAUGUCCUGCCUCUCAAGGAGAACUGGCCCAAAGAAGCUACAAAGUUCUUGGAGUCCCUCCCUGGGAAGACUCUUAAUGGAGUGGUCCAGCAUGUCCUAAUGCCAGACAGGACCAUUCUCCUCGACAUACCCUUUGUCUCCCAAAAAAUGUACACCCUCGGCGCUAUGAGGAAGCUCCAGGUGGACGAGUUUAAAGAAGUUGUAAUCGAAUGCCUGACUUUGCCGAAAGAAAAUGGACCUGUUGCUAUUUGUAACAUGACUCCGAAUCAGAGUAUGAAUGUCAAUUUUGACAACCACUACUUCUACCCUGAACUUCUCUGUGGCAUUUAUGAGACUGUUCAUGUGACCGAAGUCAAAGAUCCCCAUAAUAUAUUUUGCAAUCUGCAGAUUUUCUCCAAAUCAUUGAAGACUCAGUCAGAAGUUAUCCAACAUUACUACAAGGAAUUCUCGGAUACAAGAGGGGAACGGCCACAAACUUGCGGAGAACCGUGCGCUGCUAAAGGGAAUAAUGGCAAGUGGUAUCGCUCAUUGCUCAAGCAAAACAUCGACAUGGACGAUGAACAUGUAGAAGUUGUGCAUGUAGAUGUUGGGAAAACAGAGCUUGUCCCAGUGGGAUGCAUCCGGUACAUUGAAAGGGAAUUCCUGAAAAUGCCCGUUGUUACAUAUUGCUUUUCCCUACAUGGGGUGGAUAAUGAUGGUACAGGAUGGACGGCAAGCCAGAAUGAAUAUUUAAAGUCGUUACUGCUAAACAAGACAUUUGUUGCCAAGAUAGAAAAGCACUUCCAAGAGACCUACACAGUCACCCUCUAUGCUUGGAACGCUGAAUGCAUGAACAAUUGCUUCAUAGAGAAAUCAAAAACUGUCCCUUCUGCUCAAUCUGAAGGACAGCAGCCUGAUGUCCAGAUUGAACCGUCGUUAGAGGAACAGUAUGUGCAUGUCCAGAAACUUGUCAACUUAUAUGUCAAGAAUUUACAAGAGGAACGUUUGUCAAGUACGGAGGAUGGACAAGAUGUCAACGGUGACAGUGUAGUCUCUGUUGGUCCUGGUGAUGUCACCACAAGAGAAGACCAACAUCUUUCCCAAAACCUUCAUGAUGAACAAGUGUUUUCUGUUGGAAGUACUGUUGACGUGAGGGUAUCCUAUGUCGAAGGUCCUCAGAAGUUCUGGUGUCAAAGGAGAAAAAAUGGAGAGGGACUGCAACAGUUGAUGGGAGACCUCCAAAAGCACUACGCCUCUGUCCAUCCACUGCCCAUUGACAGGUCCCUUUGUGUUGCUUGUAACCCGGAUGACGGUAUAUGGUACCGUUCGAGGAUCGUUCCAUGUCACCGUUCUGUGGAAGUGGAUGUACAAUUUUUGGAUUUUGGCGGUAUUCGAAGGGUACCCCUUGGAAAUAUAUGCCCCAUUGACCAGGCAUUCCUGCAUUUGGAAGCACAAGCCUUUCAGUGUUGUUUAGUCAACCCAAAGGCUAACUCAUGGAAUGAUUCUGCGACAGCUGAGUUUCAAAUGUUUUUGGCGGCUGGUGAUUCUCAACACACCGGCUUCAAAUGUACGGUAAAAGACAGAACUUUUGAUAACGAGGGCCAGCCCGUUAAUGUCGUUGACCUUGAAACACCAUCUCAAAGUGCUUGUAGCUUGCUCUCCCUUGUCCCUACAGAUACAUAUGAUUAUUCAACAUAUGAUAUCGAAGUAGGUACAAAAGAGAAUGCAUGGAUAACCUCUUCAGAGACUGUACACCACUUCUUUUGCCAGCUAAACAGAAAUUGUCAUUUGUUCGACAAAAUGCAAGCAGAUGUUCAGCAGCUAGUUGGUAUGUCGGAGUGUUCAGGUGACCUUGUCAGAUUGAACACCCUUUGCCUUGUCCGGUAUGCUGACAACAAAUGGUACAGAGGAAAAGUGGUACAAACCUCUCCAGAACUCAAGGUACACUUUGUGGAUUAUGGUGACACCCUCACAGUGAAUUUGUCUAAUAUUCAACCUUUGCCUGUUGGUGCAAGCAUGGCAAAAUCUGUCCCUGUACUAGCCAUUCCUCUCGGACUUUUUGGUGUUCCAUCUGACGUACCGCGAGAGGUCAACCAGUGGUUCUCAAAUAACGCAACUGGCACAACUGUUACUAUAUCUGUAGUGGCCAAAGGUGAUGGCGGAAAGCUAAUGGUUGAACUCUUUGAGGGGCUGCUGAACGUCAACGUAGUUGUCCGAGAGAAGGUAGCAAAUGCAAAAAAAGCAAAGAACAGCAAGGAUAUACAAAGUAACUUGGAGGACGGCUCAAAAACGGCCACAGCACCAGAUGACGGCUUUUUAAGAGGAGGAAUUGCUUUUACAUUAAAAAAUCAAAAUGGCAAUGGAACAUGUGGUCUAGAUGAACAAGAGUUAGACAAGCCUCAGGACACAAAUCUUGCACCGUUAACAGUGUGUGAACAUGAAAAGACAAUCAACCGGGAAAGCACGAAACAUCUGAUUGUCUCCCUUGAGGAUUUGGCAGAGACUCCAAAAGGUAUUCAUCCUGAAAUUGCUGAAAUGUCACCACAUGAGAAAAGCUUUGUAUAUCACACCCCAAGCAUAUCGCACCAUAAGCUAGAGGAGAUGUACGCCUCCUGCAUCGUGGGACCCAGUUACUUCUGGUGUCAAUUUGCUCAAACUGAAAACCUGAACACUGUGUGUAGACUCACCCAGAGCGUCGGAGAGGAGAAACGGGACACAGAGGUCCCCAAGACUUUGAAUCCUGGCAGUCCAUGCCUUGCCCUCUUUCCAAAUGACUCCCAGUGGUAUCGUGCUCAAGUGCUUCGGAGGAAUGAAAAUACGGUCUGCAUCCUGUUUGUAGACUAUGGUAAUGAGUCUGAAGUGGACAUUAAAGAUUUGAGAUACCUUUCUAAAUCUCUGAUAGAACAUGCUCCUCAGGCCUUUUUGUGCUCUUUGGAUGGAUUCAAUGAGUCUCAGGGAUCAUGGGAUGAUCAAGUUUACGAGGACUUCUACAAUCUCUUGGUGGAUAAGCCCCUUAUGGUUACCGUCCUCAGUGCUGAACAACAUUCAGAGAUAUUGGUUCAGGAACAUUCCGUAAACAUCCAAUGUGCUGAAACAGAUGUGAAUCAGGCAAUGCAAAAGUACUGGAAACCAAAUUAUUCACAGCUUGAGACUGAAAAUAUUCAAAAAACCAGUUCACCGCAGUAUUCAUACCAAAGAACAGAGCCUAACAUGCUACACUUCGAAAUACAUGCAAACAAAUUAUUGUAUAAGAGCCCAAACAUUCCCUUGAAUAAAACUGAAGUGGUCUAUGCUUCUUGUAUUGUGGAACCACACUUUUUUUGGUGUCAAUUUGCAAACACUGAAGACCUCAAUAGAGUGGUGGAAUUGGCGCAGGAAGUAGGCAGAGCUGAGCCAGAUCCACGAUUCUCUGACAUGUUUGGACCGGGUUGCCCUUGCAUUGCUCUGUUUACCACAGACAACCAAUGGUAUCGAGCUCUGGUCACGAGCAGAGAGCAAGAUAAAGUUCAUGUUGUGUUUAUCGACUAUGGCAACGAAUCGGAUGUAGAUGUGAAAAAUGUGCGGCCUCUCUCUGGCACUCUGCAGGAAUAUACACCCCAAGCUUUUUUGUGCUCUUUGAACGGAUUUGACCAGUCUGAGGGCUCCUGGGAUGACGAUGUUUAUGACAACUUCUACAAUCUCCUGAUGGACAAGCCCAUCAGUGUGAUGGUCUCCCAUACUGGAGACCAUCCAGAUAUUACUCUUCCUCAACACAUGGUGGAAAUUGAUUGUGAGGGAGUGUCUGUCAAUACAGCAAUGCAGAAAUACUGGACACCAACUACUUAG
Messenger RNA from Nerophis lumbriciformis (worm pipefish), 4188 nucleotides. The record is from RefSeq and is a predicted model, not a curated record. NCBI's taxonomy places the organism in Eukaryota, Metazoa, Chordata, Actinopteri, Syngnathiformes, Syngnathidae.